AUGAGUGGUUACGACAGUGCUCUAUCUAUUUUCAGGUACCGUGGAACGUGUGCGGUGGGCGUGAAGGGCAAAGAGGUUGUGGUUCUUGCGUGUGAGAGACGAACCACGCUGAAGCUGCAGGACCCGAGAAUCACGCCGUCGAAAAUCAACAAGAUCGAUACACACGUGCAAUUGGCGUUUGCUGGGCUGAACGCAGACGCAAGAAUCCUGAUCGACAAGGCCCGCGUCGAGGCCCAAUCUCACAGACUGACCCUGGAAGACCCGGUGACAGUGGAAUACUUGACCAAGUACGUGGCCGGCGUGCAGCAGAGAUACACCCAGAGCGGCGGAACCCGGCCGUUUGGCGUUUCGACGCUCAUUGCCGGCUUUGACGAGAACGACAAGACGCCUCGGUUGUACCAGACAGAGCCGUCAGGAAUCUACUCGGCAUGGAAGGCCAAUGCCAUUGGGCGCAGCAGCAAGACGGUGCGCGAAUUUCUGGAGAAGAACUAUGACAGGGAAAACGAGCUGGACGAGGCGCAGACCGUCAAGCUGACCGUCAAGGCGCUGUUGGAGGUGGUGCAGACCGGAGCCAAGAAUAUCGAGAUUUCCGUGAUGAAGCCCGGCAGAGUGAUCAACCAGCUGUCCAACGACGAGAUCGAGGCGAUUGUGCAGGAGAUAGAGGCCGAGAAGGAGGCCGAGGCCGAGAAAAAGAAGCCGAAAAGAGCCAGUGAAUAG
Ogataea haglerorum is the source of this 717-nucleotide messenger RNA. RefSeq lists its product as uncharacterized. Lineage: Eukaryota; Fungi; Ascomycota; Pichiomycetes; Pichiales; Pichiaceae. The transcript is spliced from 2 exons. The record is from RefSeq and is a predicted model, not a curated record. Gene Ontology annotation, cellular component: proteasome core complex, alpha-subunit complex; proteasome core complex; nucleus. The coding region runs from base 1 to 717 and encodes 238 amino acids.